AUGGCGAUCUACACGGACUGGGCCAAUCAUUAUUUAGCCAAGUCGGGCCACAAACGUCUCAUCAAGGACCUCCAGCAAGAUGUGACAGACGGCGUCCUCCUGGCUCAGAUUAUCCAGGUUGUGGCCAAUGAGAAGAUUGAAGACAUCAAUGGCUGUCCCAAGAACAGAUCACAAAUGAUUGAAAACAUAGAUGCCUGCUUGAAUUUCCUGGCAGCUAAGGGAAUAAACAUCCAGGGGCUGUCUGCAGAAGAAAUCAGGAAUGGCAACCUCAAGGCCAUCCUAGGCCUCUUCUUCAGCCUGUCCCGGUACAAACAGCAGCAGCAGCAGCCCCAGAAGCAGCACCUCCCUGCUCCACUGCCGCCUGCCGCGUCCCAGGCGGCCGGGGCCCCCUCCCAGUGCCAGGCUGGCACUCUUCAGCAACAGGUGCCGGCCACUCCCCAAGCCCCGGGCCAGCCUCUCCAGCCAGCGCCACAUCAGCAGUCAAAAGCACAAGCUGAAAUGCAGUCCAGUGCAUCAUCCAAGGACUCCUCUCAAAGCAAAAUCAUCCGCUUCACUCUGGGUCAGAAAAAGAUCUCUAGGCUUCCAGGUCCUACUGCAAGGGUAUCCACUGCAGGCAGUGAAGCCAAAACACGUGGAGGGUCAGCCACUGCCAACAACCGACGCAGCCAGAGCUUUAACAACUAUGACAAGUCCAAACCGGUCACCUCCCCACUUCCACCACCACUGCCAAGCAGCCACGAGAAAGAGCCGUUGGCGAGCCCAGCCUCCUCCCACCCCGGAAUGAGUGAAAAUGCACCUGUUCCUCUGGAAAGUGGCAGCAGCCCCUCCCCUGCUAACAGCGGCACCUCCUCGGCCAUCCCCCAGCCCGGUGCUGCCUCCAAGCCCUGGCGCAGCAAGUCAGUCAGCGUGAAGCACAGUGCCACGCCGUCCAUGCUCUCGGUCAAGCAGCCCGUGCCCGAGGCCCCCAGGCCCAGCCCUGAAGCCAUGAAGCCAGCCCCCAACAGUCAGAGGUCCAUGCUGGAAAAACUAAAGCUUUUCAACAGCAAAGGGGGUUCCAAGGCAGGCGAGGGCCCGGGGUCGCGGGACACGAGCUGUGAGCGGCUCGAGAUUCUACCCAGCUUUGAAGAGAGCGAAGAGACGGAAGCCACCAGUCGCUCGCUGUCCACAGCGGGUCCCGCUUCCAACAGCCCCAAGAUCGCCCUCAAGGGCAUCGCCCAGAGAACUUUUAGCCGGGCGCUGACCACCAAGAAGAGUUCCCCGAAAGGCAACGAGAAGGAAAAGGAGAAACAACAGCGGGAGAAGGAAAAGGAGAAAAGCAAGGACCUCGCCAAGAGAGCCUCUGUGACAGACAGGCCGGACCUCAAAGAGGGGCCGAAAGAAGACCCCAGCGGGGCGGCAGUGACUGAGAUGCCAAAAAAGUCCUCCAAGAUCGCCAGCUUCAUCCCCAAGGGGGGGAAGCUCAACAGUGCCAAGAAGGAGGCCACAGCCCCUUCCCACAGUGGAAUACCAAAACCAGGAAUGAAGAGCAUGCCCGGGAAGUCCCCAAGUGCCCCUGCCCCUUCCAAGGAGGGGGAGCGGAGCCGGGGUGGGAAGCCGAGCUCGGGGCUCCCCCAGCAGAAGCCCCAGCUGGACGGCAGACACUCCAGUUCCUCCUCCAGCCUGGCGUCCUCAGAAGGAAGAGGCCCUGGAGGGACCACCCUGAACCACAGCAUCAGCAGCCAGACCGUCAGCGGGUCCGUCGGGACCACCCAGACCACAGGAAGCAAUACCGUCAGUGUUCAGCUACCUCAGCCCCAGCAGCAAUACAACCAUCCCAACACUGCCACCGUCGCGCCUUUCCUGUACAGGUCCCAGACAGACACCGAAGGGAAUGUUACUGCUGAAUCCAGCUCCGCGGGCGUGAGCAUGGAACCCACCCACUACACUAAGAGUGGACAGCCUGCUCUGGAGGAGCUCACUGGGGAAGACCCUGAAGCUCGACGGCUGCGAACAGUGAAGAACAUCGCUGACCUGCGGCAGAACUUGGAGGAGACCAUGUCUAGUUUACGGGGAACUCAGGUCACACACAGCACAUUGGAAACCACAUUUGACACCAACGUCACCACGGAGAUAAGUGGGCGCAGUAUCCUCAGCCUGACAGGCAGACCCACUCCUCUGUCCUGGAGACUCGGCCAGUCCAGCCCCCGGCUCCAAGCGGGAGAUGCCCCCUCCAUGGGCAACGGGUACCCGCCUCGAGCCAACGCCAGCCGGUUCAUCAACACCGAGUCGGGCCGCUACGUGUACUCUGCCCCUCUGAGGAGGCAGCUGGCCUCCAGGGGAAGCAGCGUCUGCCACGUGGACGUCUCAGACAAGGCAGGAGACGAGAUGGACCUGGAAGGCAUCAGCAUGGACGCCCCCGGCUACAUGAGUGACGGGGACGUUCUGAGCAAGAACAUCCGGACUGAUGACAUCACAAGCGGGUACAUGACCGAUGGUGGACUUGGCCUCUAUACUCGUCGCCUGAACCGGCUCCCUGAUGGGAUGGCUGUGGUGCGGGAGACCCUACAGAGAAAUACCUCCCUGGGCCUCGGAGAUGCCGACAGCUGGGAUGACAGCAGCUCCGUCAGCAGCGGCAUCAGCGACACCAUAGACAACCUCAGCACCGAUGACAUCAACACCAGCUCCUCCAUCAGUUCCUAUGCCAACACACCUGCCUCCUCUCGCAAAAACCUCGAUGUGCAGACCGACGCUGAGAAGCACUCACAGGUGGAGAGGGGUUCCCUGUGGUCGGGCGAUGAUGUCAAGAAGUCAGACGGAGGGUCAGACAGCGGCAUAAAGAUGGAGCCAGGGUCUAAGUGGAGGCGGAAUCCCUCGGACGUGUCUGAUGAGUCUGACAAAAGCACGUCGGGCAAGAAGAAUUCUGUCAUCUCCCAGACGGGCUCGUGGCGACGAGGCAUGACGGCUCAGGUGGGCAUCACCAUGCCCAGGACGAAGGCGGCUGCCCCGGCAGGCACGCUCAAGACCCCAGGCACUGGAAAGACAGACGAUGCAAAGGUGUCUGAGAAAGGAAGGCUGUCUCCCAAAGCCUCCCAGGUGAAGCGGUCCCCAUCCGACGCAGGCCGCAGCAGUGGUGAUGAGUCCAAGAAGUCCCUCUCGGGCAGCUCCAGGACGCCUACUGCCAAUGCCAACAGCUUUGGGUUCAAGAAGCAGAGCGGCUCGGCCGCUGGUCUGGCCAUGAUCACAGCCAGUGGUGCUACCGUCACCAGCCGGUCGGCCACGCUGGGCAAGAUCCCAAAGUCGUCUGCGCUCGUCGGUCGGUCUACUGGCCGGAAGACGAGCAUGGACGGGGCUCAGAAUCAGGACGAUGGGUAUCUGGCUCUCAGCUCCCGGACGAACUUGCAGUACCGGAGUUUGCCCAGGCCCAGUAAGUCUGCCAGCCGGAACGGGGCUGGGAACAGGUCUAGCACCAGCAGCAUAGAUUCCAACAUCAGCAGCAAGUCCGCAGGCCUGCCUGUGCCCAAGCUGAGGGAGCCUUCCAAAACGGCCCUGGGCAGUUCUCUGCCGGGUCUGGUCAACCAGACGGAUAAGGAGAAAGGCAUCUCGUCCGACAACGAGAGUGUGGCUUCCUGUAACUCUGUGAAAGUGAACCCAGCAUCCCAGCCUAUGUCCAGUGCGGCUCAGGCUGCUCUCCAGCCAGGGGCCAAGUACCCCGAUGUGGCCUCUCCCACGCUCCGCAGACUCUUUGGUGGGAAGCCGACCAAGCAAGUGCCCAUUGCCACAGCUGAAACCAUGAAAAACUCGGUGGUGAUCUCCAAUCCUCACGCCCCCUCCACCCAGCAAGGUAACUUAGAGUCCCCCUCAGGCAGCGGCGCCCUGAGCAGCGGGAGCAGCAGCCCUCUCUACAGUAAGAAUGUGGAUAGCAACCAGUCUCCUCUAGCCUCCAGCCCCAGCUCAGGCCACUCGGGCCCCUCCAACAGCCUCACCUGGGGCACCAAUGCCAGCAGCUCCUCGGCGGUCAGCAAGGACGGCCCGGGCUUCCAGUCCGUCAGCAGCCUCCACACCAGCUGCGAGUCCAUUGACGUCUCCCUGGGCAGCGGAGGGGGCCUGAGUCACAAUUCCUCCACGGGCCUCAUCGCCCCCUCUAAAGACGACUCCCUGACCCCCUUCGUCAGAACCAACAGUGUAAAGACCACACUGUCGGAAAGCCCUCUCUCUUCCCCUGCCGCUAGCCCUAAGUUCUGCAGAAGUACUCUGCCCAGGAAACAGGACAGUCCUGUCAAGCCUAAUUUCGGUCUGUCCAGGUAUACUCCCACCUCCCAGCUUCGCACACAAGAAGACGCAAAAGAAUGGUUACGGUCCCACUCUGCAGGAGGCCUACAGGACACCGCUGCCAGUUCCCCUUUUUCCUCUGGCUCCAGUGUAACUUCUCCCUCCGGAACAAGAUUCAACUUUUCCCAGCUUGCAAGUCCCACCACUGUUACCCAGAUGAGCUUGUCCAACCCAACCAUGCUGAGGACCCACAGCCUCUCCAAUGCCGAUGGGCAGUAUGACCCAUACACUGACAGCCGAUUCCGGAAUAGCUCCAUGUCCCUGGAUGAGAAGAGCAGAACCAUGAGCCGCUCGGGGUCAUUCCGGGAUGGGUUUGAAGAAGUUCACGGAUCCUCGCUCUCCUUGGUUUCCAGCACGUCUUCAAUUUAUUCUACGCCAGAAGAAAAGUGCCAGUCAGAGAUUCGCAAGCUGCGGCGGGAGCUGGAUGCCUCACAGGAAAAGGUUUCAGCUUUGACCACCCAGCUGACAGCAAAUGCUCACCUGGUGGCAGCCUUUGAACAGAGUCUCGGAAACAUGACAAUCAGGCUCCAGAGUUUGACCAUGACGGCUGAGCAAAAGGAUUCAGAGCUGAAUGAGUUAAGAAAAACCAUCGAGCUGCUAAAGAAACAGAACGCAGCUGCUCAGGCUGCCAUUAAUGGAGUAAUUAACACACCAGAGCUCAACUGCAAAGGUAUAAAAGCCAUUCCCUGGGACAAAGGACUGGGCUCCAGGCAGCAGCUGCUGAUCUCCUGCCUUGGGUCUCCAGGAAAUGGUACCUCCCAGUCUGCAGACCUCCGCAUCCGCAGACAGCACUCCUCUGACAGCGUCUCCAGCAUCAACAGUGCCACCAGCCACUCCAGUGUGGGCAGCAACAUAGAGAGUGACUCGAAGAAGAAGAAGAGGAAGAAUUGGGUCAAUGAGUUACGCAGCUCCUUCAAGCAAGCCUUCGGGAAGAAGAAGUCCCCCAAGUCUGCAUCCUCUCAUUCAGACAUCGAGGAGAUGACAGAUUCUUCGUUGCCUUCCUCGCCAAAGUUACCACACAAUGGCUCCACGGGUUCCACUCCGCUGCUGAGGGGCUCUCACUCCAACUCCCUAAUUUCAGAGUGCAUGGACAGUGAAGCCGAGACAGUCAUGCAGCUCCGAAAUGAGCUGAGAGACAAGGAGAUGAAGCUGACAGACAUCCGCCUAGAAGCCCUCAGCUCCGCACACCAGCUCGACCAGCUCCGGGAGGCCAUGAACAGGAUGCAGAGUGAGAUAGAGAAGCUGAAAGCUGAGAACGACCGGCUAAAGUCGGAGUCUCAAGGCAGCGGGUGCAGCCGGGCGCCCUCCCAGGUGUCGCUCUCCGCCUCCCCUAGGCAGUCCAUGGGCCUCUCCCAGCACAGCUUGAACCUCACCGAGUCAACCAGCCUGGACAUGUUGCUGGAUGACACUGGUGAAUGCUCGGCUCGGAAGGAAGGAGGCAGGCAUGUUAAGAUAGUUGUCAGCUUUCAGGAGGAAAUGAAGUGGAAGGAGGAUUCCAGACCACACCUCUUUCUUAUUGGCUGCAUUGGAGUUAGUGGCAAGACGAAGUGGGAUGUGCUCGAUGGGGUGGUUAGACGACUCUUCAAAGAGUACAUCAUUCACGUCGACCCCGUGAGUCAGCUGGGGCUGAAUUCAGAUAGCGUUCUGGGCUACAGCAUUGGGGAAAUCAAGCGCAGCCACACCUCGGAGACCCCCGAGCUUCUUCCCUGUGGCUAUCUGGUCGGAGAGAACACGACCAUCUCCGUGACUGUCAAAGGGCUCGCGGAGAACAGCCUGGACUCGCUGGUGUUCGAAUCCCUGAUCCCCAAGCCCAUCCUGCAGCGCUACGUCUCCCUGCUGGUGGAGCACCGGCGGAUCAUCCUCUCCGGCCCCAGCGGCACCGGGAAAACCUACCUGGCCAACCGGCUGUCCGAGUACCUGGUGCUUCGGGAGGGACGGGAGCUGACAGACGGCGUCAUCGCCACCUUCAACGUGGACCACAAGUCCAGCAAGGAAUUGCGCCAGUACCUGUCCAACCUUGCUGACCAAUGCACCAGCGAGAACAACGCUGCAGACAUGCCCCUCGUCAUCAUCCUGGACAACCUGCAUCACGUCAGCUCCCUGGGCGAGAUCUUCAAUGGGCUGCUCAACUGCAAGGACCAUAAAUGCCCUUACAUAAUUGGCACAAUGAACCAGGCUACCUCUUCUACCCCCAACCUGCAGCUUCACCACAACUUCAGGUGGGUGCUUUGUGCCAACCACACAGAGCCCGUGAAGGGCUUCCUUGGCCGGUUCCUAAGGCGGAAGCUCAUGGAAACAGAGAUCAGUGGGCGGGUACGGAAUGUGGAGCUGGUAAAAAUCAUUGACUGGAUUCCCAAGGUCUGGCAUCACCUCAACCGCUUCCUGGAGGCUCACAGCUCCUCGGAUGUCACCAUAGGCCCCCGGCUCUUCCUGUCCUGCCCCAUCGAUGUGGAUGGCUCGAGGGUGUGGUUCACCGACUUGUGGAACUACUCAAUUAUCCCCUAUCUCCUCGAAGCCGUCAGAGAAGGACUCCAGCUCUACGGAAGGCGGGCCCCCUGGGAGGAUCCUGCCAAGUGGGUGAUGGAGACCUACCCCUGGGCAGCCAGCCCACAGCAACACGAGUGGCCCCCCCUGCUGCAACUCCGGCCUGAGGACGUCGGCUUUGAUGGCUACUCCAUACCUCGGGAAGGGUCCGCGAGCAAGCAGGUGCCCCCCAGUGACGCUGAAGGAGACCCGCUGAUGAACAUGCUGAUGAGGCUGCAGGAGGCGGCCAACUACUCCAGCCCCCAGAGCUAUGACAGCGACUCCAACAGCAACAGCCAUCACGAUGAUAUCCUGGACUCGUCCCUAGAGUCUACUCUGUGA
This is a messenger RNA of Puma concolor (puma), 7173 nucleotides long. The record is from RefSeq and is a predicted model, not a curated record. Lineage: Eukaryota; Metazoa; Chordata; Mammalia; Carnivora; Felidae.